Anthostomella pinea is the source of this 1137-nucleotide messenger RNA. The record is from the annotation of a GenBank genome assembly. NCBI's taxonomy places the organism in Eukaryota, Fungi, Ascomycota, Sordariomycetes, Xylariales, Xylariaceae.
AUGCGUGUUUGCGUCUCGUGGCUUGGACAACUGGUGAAGCUCGGUCCGCGAGAGAAGUUUGCGUGGCCCCAUCACAGUGGCAGAUUCAAUACAUUUCGGCUGGAUGAUCAUGUCUGGAUACUGAAAGUUCUCAAACAUGUCGAGGAACUACACGUUUGGGACCGACUCCACGAAAGUAUCGAUCUUGCCGCCACCAAAGGGAUCAUGAAAGAACCCGAAAUAAUGGUAGAAAGACGGCAUAUCGGCCGACUGGAGAAGAAGUUUACCUUUAGUCGUGUCCGAGACGAGGUGCUAAGGCGUUUCACUGCUGGAUCCGACGAGCAAAAGUCCGGACACAUGUUGGCCUUAACUCGAUCACCACGAGAGACUAGAUUCCUCCUUCACGCGCGAGAUACUAGUCUGUUCUACGGCAUUGAUUUUGCCACCACGUCUUUCCACGAGAUGUGGCAACGCACCAUUGAAGCUCAAGCUCACUAUACCGAUAACAACAACGUCAACUGGAACAAAACACUUCGCUAUGGCCUUGCUAUACUCAUGGUUAUUUACGUCGAUGGACAGUUCAAACGCCAAUUUUGCUUCAAACCUUCCAUUACGACUGGGGCUCCUUCUGGCAUGAAAGAACCUGAAAUAUCGGAGGCGGAACAAAAGCCGAUGCAGGUUGGGAAGACAGGAAAAGCCCUCUCAUUGGGAAGGACCGUACCUUUCAAAGAGGACAACGACAACGACAACGACAACGACAACGACAACGACAUAUUGGACAAAGGUGAAAGCAAAGAUUACACCCAAGAAGAGUGGAUGUAUGAUUUCCCUUCUUUCAUGAUGACGAAACUCGACUUCACGGGUGAUAUCGAUUGCGGCGUCACUGGCGUAUUCGAAGGGUCGAAAAAGAGUGAACGAAGAAGGCUGGCAAUAUGCGCCAACAACCACUCGUUGUGGAAGGCUCUGCGAAAACCGCGCAUGCCCAAACUCUCAAACAAGCGUAUGAUUACCAUGAUGAAGGCUGACAUGCAGGUAGCCAUCUUAUGCUAUCUUGCCAGCUACGGCACCUACAAGCUCAAUGUGUCCCUGUUCUUCGAUCGCCACGCUAGCUACGAGUCCUAUUUCUAUGACGAGGUCGCUAUUCUUGCCAACACAUAG